UGUAUCGUAUACAGACAUCGGAAUAAUGCAAUCGAUAACUAUGGAUUUACUACGCACGUUUUAAAUUAUAAUUGGCAUAAGUCGAAAUUCAUGAGCGGAGUUGGAUGUAUGAAUAACAAUCGUGAGGGAUCCAGCCUGUCAACAAUUAGUAACACUCUAUCCGCAGUGAACUCGAAACCUAGAUCGCACUCGAUAAAUUACGUAUCGUCGGAUUAUGAAAGUUUGGAUUACGAUCAUUACGAAAGUGAACUUACUGUUAGAGAAGAAAAGUUAAACGGUUAUAAGACAGUAGUGGCGAGUAAUGUGAUUAGAUGGCUUAUUUAUUUUUCGAUAGCCAUAUGUACUGCAGCAGUUGGAAUUUUUAUUGAUACUGUAAUUGAAUAUUUCUGUAAUUGGAAGUUCCAAUCGAUUCGAAAUUGUAUUGAUGUUAAGCACUCGACGGUAGAGUGUCUGAUUAUUUGGAUACUUUUCACCGUCAUCCCUACGAUUGUUGGAUGUUGUGUAGUGCUAUUUAUGGAGCCCUCUGCUGCUGGAAGUGGUAUUCCGUUUGUAAUAUCUUAUUUAAACGGAAUUCGUAUACCGAGAAUGACGGCCGUUCGAUGUCUAUUGGUAAAAGUAAUAAGCGUGGUGUGCGUUUGCAUAGCAGGUCUUGGCGGAGGAAAGGAAGGACCAUUGAUCCACAUUGGAGCAAUGGUUGGUGGUUCAGUCGUAGAAGCUUGGUGGAAAGGUUUUAGAAACGGUCCUGGCCGGAAAGUCAUUGGACCCUUACAAAAUGAUCGAGAAAGGAGAGACAUGAUGGCAGCAGGCGCUGCUGCGGGAUUAUCGGCCGCUUUUGGAUCGCCUGUAGGAGGGACAUUAAUGAGUCUCGAAGAAGGAACAAGUUUUUGGAGCUCAAGUCUCAUGUGGAAAGUGUUUUUUUGUGCAGCAAUAGCUUUUCCAACAUAUAACGCUGGUAAAAACGUACUGUUUUCUAAUAAUACAAAUCCAUCAGAAUCUGUUCACAGCAAAAGUAUUUACUUUUUUGGGAAGUUUAAUGAAAAUACAAUUUAUUUUUCUUAUUCAGAAUUCCCCAUUUUUAUUAUAUUUGGGAUAUUCGGCGGUUUACUUGGAGCUUUAUUUGUCAAUAUUAAUUAUCACUUAUCCAUUUUCAGAAUGAAACACAUUAUAUCCAAUAGAAAAAAACUUAUGGAAUCUGUAUUUGUCGCUGUGUUUGUUGCGAUAAUUAAUUUAACAUCCAUGAUUUUGUUAAACAACUGUCAAACAAAAUUAGAGAUAAGCUCGUCUAAUGCAGUACAAAUGUAUUGUCCAGCAGGGAGUUAUAAUGAAAUAAGCUCAUUUUGGCUUCGUACUCAAGAAGAAAGUAUCAGAUCAUUAUUCCAUUAUCCAAUUGAAGCAUAUUCAGUCGUCCCAUUAUUAGUUUAUUGUGUAAUUUAUUUCAUAUUAACCGAGUUAACUGUCGGUCUUAACAUGUCAGCUGGAUUGUUUUUGCCUUCGUUAUUGAUUGGAGCUGCUUGGGGACGCAUCGCAAGCAUUGUUGUUCAUUAUUAUUCUCCUGAUACUAUUGGAGACGACCCGGGAAAAUACGCGUUACUCGGCGCUGCAGCACAAUUAGGAGGAAUCGUCAGAGCUACUAUAAGUCUGACUGUUGUUUUUAUUGAAGCCACAGGAAAUGUUCAGUUCUUGUUGCCACUGAUGAUAACAUUAUUCACAGCUAAAUGGACUGGUGAUUUUUUUACAGACGGUAUUUAUGAAAUGCAGAUUAAGCUGUCGGGUGUCCCUUUAUUAGUAAGCGAACCACCGCCUUUAACUAGCGAUAUAACGACAGAAGACUUUAUGAGCGAUACAGUCUGUGCAAUACCUCACAUACUAAUGGUCGGGAAAUUAGUGGAUAUAUUGAACACAACUAAACACAACGGUUUUCCCGUGGUAGCAUCAAAAGUGUGCUUCUGCCGGACAAGGAAUAUAGAACAUAAAUGUUAUGGCUUGCUUAAAGGAUUUAUUCUUCGGUCUCAGUUAAACGUCAUCCUUGAGCACAAUUUGUACCUAACUCCUUUGCAUGAUGAAAAUUAUUGUACAAAACUGGAGCUCCUAAGAAAGUCAACGUAUACUUGUCACGACACUCAACAGUUCCAGAGGUUGAAAGUUGACGAAGAUGAAAGAAGUAUUGUUAUUGACCUGCGACCAUAUAUGAAUUCAGCACCAUAUAUAGUGAGAUUAGAAACAAGUUUGUCAAGGACUUUUAGAUUGUUUCGCACUCUAGGACUGCGGCACAUUGUUGUUAUCAACAACACUAACGAGGUGGUCGGUAUCGUAACUCGAAAGGACUUGGCAAAAUUUCGACUUUGGAGAAAAGCUGCCACAAUGGGACUGAAAGAGGUUAAUGUGUAUUAAAAUAUAAAACAUAAUGUAUUAUUACGUGUAUAAUAUUAUUUAUGGAAAAAUCAUAAUGGCGAAAAAAUAAAAUGUAUACUCGUAACUUAUGUUUGCACUUAAGACGUGCGUUUUCGAAUUUAUGUAGUGAUGUCACUGUACUAUGCCUUUUACACAUCUUCGUGUGUGUUUAAAUUUCACUGAUCCAUUUGCUUAUUUUACAAUAUGUACAAAUAGAUUGUAAAUAAAAAAUAGUCGUGUCAUGCGUUAUAAUAUUUUUUUAGAAUAUUGACUUGUACACAUAUUAGGUAUGUUUGUUCAUUAAAAUUUGAACAGUCACU
Molecule: messenger RNA, 2711 nt
Organism: Metopolophium dirhodum (rose-grain aphid)
Lineage: Eukaryota; Metazoa; Arthropoda; Insecta; Hemiptera; Aphididae
Product: H(+)/Cl(-) exchange transporter 7-like
Exons: 17
Coding region: 91-2391 (766 amino acids)
Biological process (GO): transmembrane transport; chloride transport
Cellular component (GO): intracellular membrane-bounded organelle; lysosomal membrane
Molecular function (GO): voltage-gated chloride channel activity
Source: RefSeq, a predicted model, not a curated record